Molecule: messenger RNA, 747 nt
Organism: Paraglomus occultum
Lineage: Eukaryota; Fungi; Glomeromycota; Glomeromycetes; Paraglomerales; Paraglomeraceae
Source: the annotation of a GenBank genome assembly
AUGUCUGACUCAGAUCUUUCCGCAGAAGGUGACAAUGCUGACAUACCCGUCCACGCGAUUCCAACGAGAAAAGAAUGGGACGACGAGGACGUUGACGAGGACCAGAUCAAAGAUUCAUGGGAGGAUUCAGAAGAGGAGGAGAAUAAGGUUGAGAAUAAAGUUGAGAAUAAAGAAGCCCCGCCAAGAAAAAAAGUUCCCCUUGCUCAAAGGAUCGCCGAAAGAGAGGCAAAACGGCGAGAAGAAGCGGAAGCCAAAUUAGCCAAGCUUAAACUUCUCCAAGAAGAAGAGGAUGAAGAUCCCAUUAAAAGAAAAGAACGUCUUCGCGAAUUGGAAAUCAGGUCCGAUAUGGAGAACGUGAAAACAAUGCUUGGUGAUACUGUCAGCGUUGGAAUAGAUUCACAGUCCAAAUUAGACAGCAUAAAUCCGCGUACGAAAGAAGAGUUUGACGAGUUCAGCAAAUUGCUCGUUGAGAAAAUACGAAAACAUGAGUCGAAAGCAGCAUACCCAGCAUUUAUCCAAAGCUUCAUUCGAGAACUAUGUCUUCCGUUAAAAGAUGGGGAUGUGAAGAAGAUAUCAACUACUUUAAACACAUUGGCAAACGAGAAAAUCAGAGCUGCCAGAGAAAAGGAUAAACCGCAGAAGAAGAAAGGCAAGGCCAAACCUACGCUUGCAGGAGGAAAAGACGAUGCUUUUGAUACAACAAACUAUUCCAAAUUCGAUGAUGACGAAUUUGAUAGCUUUAUGUAG